CUCAUUAAGCUUUUUACCUCUUCCUGUUUCUUAUAUCCAUGGUCCAAGAAGCCAAUGGGGAUAGAACCACUCUGAGGAGUCCUCACAGUUGGGGGCAAAGUGGAGGUGGGGAGGAGCACAGCCUGCCUUCUGCCAAAACCAGCCCUGAGAAAAUCAUUUUCCUAUAGAACAAGGGGAGAAGCUCCUGCAGGAGGCCAAGGAGAGAGAAGGGAUCUAGGCAGAGAAACUCAGCAGAAAUUUCUCAAGACGUUUCUUCUGUGUUACUUGAAAUCCUUUUCAGUGCAGUGAAGCUCCUAGAACUUCAUUCCCAUGAGAUUUCUGCCUCCUCCCCUUCCCAUGAGUUGUCAUCUAAAAUACAGCAAUGAAAGGGAUGUAUGCGUACUAAACCUCAUAUACUUGUGAUGUUUGAUAUUCUGACUAAAACUCUGUGAGCUGGGUUGGUACUUGCCCAUUUUCAGAAGAGACUGAGGCUCAGAGCGGAACGACUGGCUCAAGGUAAGGCUAGAAAGGACGGGAUCCGUCUGAUCCGGUGCCUGAGCUCCUCGGCCCUGCGUUCUGCGGCCUCCUGUGCACGGGCCAGUAACAGAACAUCGGAGGGGGGCACAGCACUUCUGUUGGAGCAGGGCCCCCUUCAGGGAAGGCCAGCCCCACCAGGGUAGAUGGGGCAGACCUCUCCCGUAUCUCCUUCCUGAGAAGGAAAAGAGUUAAGGUCUAGUUAGAUCUCUCUUCACCUUAAAACCUGCUUUGUUCUCAAGUGGGGUACGGCCUUGAUGUGGAGAGGGAGCUGGGCGCCCUAGUCUAGUUCUUUCUUUGACCCUGUAGAGGAGCCACCCAUUUCUUGGCCUUAGUUUUCCUCCGAGUUCUGUGACUGAGAUGAUUUGGGAUCCUGCUCAGCUCCGCGGCUGACACUUACUUGGGAGGAGAGGCUGACGGGGGCGGGGUGCGGGGAGGUCUCCAGGAUGGGCGCCAGGGCGGAGCCUCUGAGUCGGCUUCACGGGUGUCUGGGUCCAGUGGCCGUGCCCUCCCCGCCCCUCUUUCCCUCUGCAGUUUAGCUCAUGAGCUGCGAGUGAGCUGCAUGCAGAGGAAAAAGGUCCAGAUUCAGAGCUCGGAUCCCUCCGCUUUGGCAAGCGACCGAUUUAACCUCAUACUGGGGUAUAACUAGCAUUUUCCACAUUGUGUGUGGCCUUUGCGAUGGCUGCAUGUCACCAUGUGGCCCAUCUAAACAGCUUACCUGGGUGGACACUGGGACUCUUCGAAACGCAGUUCUGAGAGGAGCCGCUGUACGGACCUCAGACUCCCUGACUCCGCCCCCUCACUGCCCUUAUCCGUGUUCCUGACUGUGAGACCGCAUCGCUGUCCGCCUUGCCCGGGCACGGCUGGGCUGAGUAGGGACAAGGCGGAUACCAACAGUGACCGGCUCUUCACAGUGAAUGAUGUCAAAGUCGGAGGCUCCAAGUAUGGCAUCAUCAGCCUGCGAGGUCUGAAGACCCCCUCGCUCAAGGUGCAUAUGCACGAAAACCUGUACUUCACCAACCGGAAGGUGAACUCUGUGUGCUGGGCCUCGCUGAAUCACCUGGAUUCCCACAUUCUGCUCUGCCUCAUGGGCAUCGCAGAGACUCCGGGCUGCGCCACCCUGCUCCCAGCGUCCCUGUUCGUCAGUAGUCACCCAGGAGACCGGCCCGGCAUGCUCUGCAGUUUCCGGAUCCCCGGGGCCUGGUCCUGUGCGUGGUCCCUCAACAUUCAGGCAAAUAACUGCUUCAGCACAGGCUUGUCUCGGCGGGUCCUCGUGACCAACGUGGUGACGGGACACCGGCAGUCCUUUGGGACCAGCAGUGAUGUCUUGGCCCAACAGUUUGCUCUCAUGGCUCCUUUGCUAUUUAACGGCUGUCGUUCUGGGGAGAUCUUUGCCAUAGAUCUGCGUUGUCGAAACCAGGGCAAGGGCUGGAAGGCCACCCGCCUUUUCCAUGACUCAGCAGUGACCUCUGUGCAGAUCCUCCAAGAAGAGCAAAACCUAAUGGCAUCUGACAUGGCGGGAACGAUCAAGCUGUGGGACCUGAGGACCACUAAGUGUAUAAGGCAGUAUGAAGGUCAUGUGAACGAGUACGCCUACCUGCCCCUGCAUGUGCACGAGGAAGAAGGAAUUGUGGUAGCAGUGGGCCAGGACUGCUACACGAGAAUCUGGAGUUUCCACGAUGCCUGCCUGCUCAGAACCAUACCCUCCCCACACCCUACCUCCAAGGCUGACAUCCCCAGUGUGGCCUUCUCUUCUCGGCUUGGGGGUUUCCGGGGAGCCCCAGGGCUGCUCAUGGCUGUCCAGCAGGACCUUUACUGUUUCUCCUACUCCUAAUUAAUUCCACAGGGUGCAGCCGGGAGGGAUGUGGAUUUGACACAGGGAGUAAGCAGCAGCCAUACUUCUGCCACGACUGCUAUUUGCACUGAGGGCAUUUUAAUCAGAUGCUCUGUGUACACAGACCCCAUCCAACCAGCUGCCAGGAAGCAGGUGCUGUUUUAUGUGGAGACACUUCAGUAAAGUUAUUUCAGUUUAAGUUGUGAGCUCAGAGAGCUCAAAAGUCCUUUUCAUAAAAGGUACUUAUUUCCUUAUUGAACUCCUCAGACUGGUCUGUGGUCCCCCUCCUUUUUUUUUUUUUUCUUUAAACAAGAAAUACUUAUUCUAAGGGCUGAAGAUUGGCAGUAACUAAAUUAAAGCUGCUGCUUCCACGAAAAGCCUUUUAAAGAAGCCUAAUGAGGAGCCUGGGCGAGGCUGUUAAUGCAGUCAGUGCCUAGGUCCCAGAAAGCCAUGCACAUGGACUGGAGAAACCCAGCUGGGGAGACGGGGAAGGGGUUUGGGGUCAUUUCUCUGAGUCUCCAGAGAUAAAUGACUGAAGACUGGUUUUUGAAGUCAUUAAAAAGCCUUCUCAGACUCAGUCAACAUCUGUAGCAGACUUCCUUUCUCCUUUUAUCACCAUUCAAAGGCACUGGGAGGAAAGGUGGAUCUUCCUAGAUGCUGUAGGUUUUAAACAGGUUCUAGAAUGCCUUUGUUGAGAUGCCUUCCAGAAUGUUAUGUACAACAGCUCCUGUUGCUAUUACGGUGACCUGAAUGUCAGAUUUAAGGGCCCCAUCUCAAAGAAAAUUGGCUUUGACUUUCUGUAAUCGACCAGAAGCACUUUGCGAGAUGUUUAUACAGCGUCCAAGAGCCUGUCUUUCUACCACACAAUAAACUAGAAAGAACCAUG
Mustela lutreola (European mink) is the source of this 3233-nucleotide messenger RNA. It is a transcript of the gene DCAF4, whose product is annotated as DDB1 and CUL4 associated factor 4. Gene Ontology annotation, cellular component: Cul4-RING E3 ubiquitin ligase complex. Bases 1508 to 2347 code for a protein of 279 amino acids. Gene Ontology annotation, molecular function: protein binding. The transcript has 10 exons. NCBI's taxonomy places the organism in Eukaryota, Metazoa, Chordata, Mammalia, Carnivora, Mustelidae. The record is from RefSeq and is a predicted model, not a curated record.